AUGGGGUCUGGCUCCUCCACCAAGGCCCAUUCCAGCACUUCCUGGGCGCCCUCCGCCACCGCCGACGCCCCGCGCCGCAUCAGCAAGUCGGGCUACGACAUCACCCCCCUCACGGCGGAGCAGCGGGAGGCGGCCGCCGCGGGGCUGACCCCCCACCAGCGCGACGUGGCCCUGGCCAGCGGCACGGAGCGCGCCUUCACGGGCAAGACCGUGGACGGCACGCCCCACGACAGCAAGGCCAAGGGUCUGUAUGUCUCGGCCGUGGGCGGGCUGCCCCUCUUCUCAUCGGACACCAAGUUUGAUUCGGGCACCGGCUGGCCGAGCUUCUAUACUCCCGUUGACCCAGAUCAUGUGAUUGAGGUGACAGACGCCUCCAUCCCCUUCAUGGUCCGUACAGAGGUGUUGGACGCAAGGUCCGGCGCACACCUGGGCCACGUCUUCAACGACGGCCCCCGGCCCACCGGCAAGCGGUACUGCAUGAACGCUGCAGCACUGCGCUUCAUUCCCGCAGGGGCCGAUGUCCCGCCAGAAUCGAAGCCGGUGUCACCCUGA
Messenger RNA from Auxenochlorella protothecoides, 552 nucleotides. Its product is annotated as Peptide methionine sulfoxide reductase MsrB. Gene Ontology annotation, cellular component: cytoplasm. The coding region runs from base 1 to 552 and encodes 183 amino acids. The record is from RefSeq and is a predicted model, not a curated record. Gene Ontology annotation, molecular function: peptide-methionine (R)-S-oxide reductase activity. The transcript is spliced from 2 exons. Gene Ontology annotation, biological process: response to oxidative stress; protein repair. NCBI's taxonomy places the organism in Eukaryota, Viridiplantae, Chlorophyta, Trebouxiophyceae, Chlorellales, Chlorellaceae.